Messenger RNA from Ruditapes philippinarum (Manila clam), 2720 nucleotides. RefSeq lists its product as uncharacterized. The transcript is spliced from 9 exons. NCBI's taxonomy places the organism in Eukaryota, Metazoa, Mollusca, Bivalvia, Venerida, Veneridae. The coding region runs from base 435 to 2576 and encodes 713 amino acids. The record is from RefSeq and is a predicted model, not a curated record.
AGCUGUGUUGUCCUUUGAAGUAGUAAUGAAAUUUAGGCUGUGUGAAAUAUAACUUUCACCACCAAAUUCACUAGACUCAAAUGCAUUGAUAUAUUCCUACUCGAUCUUUUAUUGGAUUAACAAUAGAUUUUAACCACUAAUCUGAUAAUAAAAAUUAGAUAGGUCAGGGAUCUAUGCAUUAUGACAAUCUUCAAUUGUGUAGAAUAAAAAAAAUUGUUCCUACACUACUAUUUAGUGUUGUAUUAAUGCGGUGGCAUAGCAUUUUUCUCAAAUGCAGUCUUGUUUUACUUUAUUUUCUGUAUAUUUUACUUUAUAUGCUGUUUAUUUAACUUUCUAUAAGUUGAUCUUUAUCAAUUCUUUUACUUUUACCAGGUGGCUGGCAACUACAAGUAGUAUAUAGAUUUACAAGAUGAACUAAAUAAAGAAGUUAAACAAUGGAGGAUUCAUCAUACGUAACCUACGAAAGACCGAAUAAGGACGAUUUAACAAGAGUGCACGAAUACUAUCUCAGUCAUUUAUUACUUUUGGAACAAGCUUCGCCCAUUGCAUUAAAGGCCAUUAUUAAAAGGGAACUGGACGCAUGUGGAAAAGAUAUCGCUCCUUUGUUAAAUGAAAAUAAAGACUCAUUUAAAACCAAGUACGAAGCGGAAUAUCUUCAGCUGUUUCAAGAUGAUACGGUCAAUAGCGAUUUCGAUUCCUGGGACACUCUUCAACUUUGUGCUGCUAUAUUCUUCUUAUUUAAAUCUGAUUUAGCUGAUCAAGAAGUUAAAGCCAUUCAAUGUAUAUAUGAUCUGAGAAAAGAUAUUGAAAACGUAGAAAGUGCCUCCCUUACAUACAAUACCUACAAAGAGAAACAAAGAUUAUUGCGCGAGCAAUUACUCGAGUUGGUAAAGCUCAUAGGCGACCACGAUAAGCUUUAUUGUAAACGCAUGAUGUAUUCAUUUGAACCAACAUCAAUUCACUUAAGCGAACAACUUAAAGGCAGCCUGAAACAGACAAAUGAUGUCAAAACCCAUCUUAAAAUUGCAAUGAAAGAAAAUGUUGUAACACAGGUCGACAUCAAUAAUGGAGAGGACAAUGAAAUUUGGCCGACAAAUGACCACAUUUUCACUGAAGAACUUCAGAACAAAAAUGUCUACAUCAAUGAUUCGGUUGUUUUGAGAUGUAAACUUAACUCCCCAGCGAGUGAGACUGUUGUUUGGAAGAAAGAUAGCCUGCCGGUCGAAAUGACAGACAAUAUCGUGUUCAUGGGAAACCAUUGCACCCAUUGGUUAGCGAUAACACACGCAUCAUUGGAAGAUACGGGCAACUAUGCGUGUGUAUGUGGCAAUAUUUCAACAUCAGCUAAUCUUACAGUUAAAGAUGAAAGAUUGAUUUUGGUUUUUGAUUUGCCUCUCAAGUCAAAGGCAACAGAGAAUGAAAACAUUGCUUUAGAGUGUGGCGUGAACAUGCGGACUAGUGAACCAGUUUGGAGACACGAUGGAGAAGAAAUACAAUCGUGUAGUAGAUACCUUAUACAAGUUGAGGGAACUAAACACAUACUAACGAUAAAGAAUGUUACUUUCCAAGAUGAAGGUGAAUAUACUGUUGAUUUUGGAGAAGUCUCAUCCAAAACAACCGUGAUUAUACAAGGGGAAACAGACGUUUUACACAGAAUACAAUUAACAGAGGAGUUGUUCCAAAAUUGGGUAAGAAGUGUUCUAGCACUUAAAUACUUGAAAGUAGGUUUAGAAGAAUUUUCCGACAAGGUUGUUCAAGAACACCACGAUGAUAUUCUGUCAAGUCUUCAAGGCACAUGUAAUACUUGUACAGAGGAAAGUCUUUUACCACAUAAACAUGACCAGUGUCCACACCAAAAUAAACAAAAAUGUCUUUGUUCUAAAAAUCAAAAACAGAAGUCUGGAAAGAUGUGUCCAAAUGGAUUUUGUGGCAAAUGUCAUGAUCGUAUUGUUUGUGAUCAUCGUUUCCGAGAUCCAUUAUUGGCAAACACGGAUGUAAGAAAAUGGAGCAGUGAUCCUUGGAGUGUUGCUACAUGCUUUAUAAAUACUACUGGCUACAAAGACAAACAAUCAGCUAAAGAUGUCGACUGCUCUGGCUUACUGAGCCUGUUUAUUAACAAUGUUUUCAUAGAAAUGAUGCUCGGAGAAGAUAUCAUUAAUGGAAAGUCAGAUGCUUUUUCACAGGCACGGGAAGCGCGCAAUGAUAUUCAUCACAGUUCAAACUAUGAGAUGUCUGAAAAUCAACUUGACAACUUUAUAAAUUUGUUCAGAGAAGUACUAGAAAUCAAGGACAAACAUGGCAAUAUGCCUCUUAAAGAUGAACCAGGCGUGCAAGAGGCAUUACGUUCAUUGGAUGUGGUGCAGCAAAAUCAAAUCGAGAUAAACUUUGAACACGAGAUGGAACAGUUAAGGGCUCAUGGGAUGUAUAAGUUAGAAGAGAAAUGCCAAGCGGGAAAAGAACAACUUGAAUUGAAACUUCAACAGAUGGAGCAGCAGCUAAAAGAUAAAGACAACGAGCUUCAAUUAAAGCUUAAUCUACAAUCCUCAGGAGAGAAAAAGCUUGAAGGUAUUUAUUGACAGUAAACGCAUGGUUACUACGUUUAAACAUUGACUUGUAAAUAUUUUAUAGAAAUUUGCGUGGAGAUAGAUGACAACACAACAGGUUAGAAUAUAACGUCAAUAUAAUUUAAACGAUCAAAAAGCAAGAACGUCAACAUAAGC